Gadus chalcogrammus (walleye pollock) is the source of this 2574-nucleotide messenger RNA. RefSeq names its product protein kinase D2 (gene prkd2). The coding region runs from base 1 to 2244 and encodes 747 amino acids. The record is from RefSeq and is a predicted model, not a curated record. Gene Ontology annotation, biological process: protein phosphorylation. Gene Ontology annotation, molecular function: protein serine/threonine kinase activity; ATP binding. The transcript has 16 exons. Lineage: Eukaryota; Metazoa; Chordata; Actinopteri; Gadiformes; Gadidae.
AUGAAGGACCUCUCCCCUCUGCUGCACCCUGCAGGCUGCGGGCUGAACUACCACAAGCGCUGCGCCUUCAGCAUCCCCAACAACUGCAGCGGGGCCCGUAAGCGCCGUCUGUCCACCACCUCGCUGACCAGCAGCCAGUCGCUGCGGCUCAGCGCCAGCGAGUCCCUGAGCAGCGUGGCAACGGCCUCCACUACCUCCACCGCGUCCGAGGAGGCCAGCCUGGUCCGCUCACACACCCAGAUGCCUCGCACGCCCAGCGAGGCCCGCCGCUUCUACACGGGCCGGCCGGUCCACCUGGACAAGAUGCUGAUGAGCAAGGUGAAGGUCCCCCACACCUUCACCGUGCACUCGUACACGCGCCCCACCGUGUGCCAGUACUGCAAGAGGCUGCUGAGGGGGCUCUUCAGACAGGGACUGCAGUGCAAGGAUUGUAAGUUCAACUGCCACAAGCGCUGUGCGUACAAAGUGCCCAACGACUGCCUGGGGGAGACGGCUGGAGAGAACCGAGGGAACAGUGACACGCUGAGCCCCAGCGUGGACGCGGAGGUCCCCAUGGACUACAGCAGCAGCUACGACUGCUCAGACAAGCUGUCCAUGGACGACUCCGACGAGGUCUGCAGCAUCCCGGGCUCCUUCUCCCCCGAGAGCAACCCGGACGGGGUCAGCGGGGACCAGAGCGUCUACAUCCCCCUGAUGCGGGUGGUGCAGUCGGUGAGGCAGACCACCAGACGCUCCUCCACCUCCAUCAAGGAGGGCUGGAUGGUGCACUACAGCAACAAGGACACCCUGAGAAAAAGGCACUUCUGGCGUCUGGACUGUAAGUGCAUCAUCCUGUUCCAGAACAACACCUCCAACAAAUACUACAAGGAGAUCCCCCUCUCGGAGGUCCUGGAGGUCUGCCCGGCGGGGGACUUCUCCCUGGUCCCGGCCGGCACCCCCCCCCACUGCUUCGAGCUCAUCACCGGCACCUUGCGCUACUACGUGGGGGAGGACCCCAACACGCGCCCCGGCCCCGCCCAGGGGCCCCCCCAUGCCCCCCCCUCCCCCAGCAACGUGGCGCCCAACAGCGGCGUGGGGCGGGAGGUGGCCCGCGCCUGGGAGGGCGUGAUUCGCCAGGCCCUCAUGCCCGUCAUCUUCCAGGACGCGCCCCCACCCAAAAACACACCGCACAGGCAGGCGUCCGUGAGCAUCUCCGUGUCCAACAGUGUGAUCGAGGAGAACGUGGACAUCGGCAUGGUGUACCAGAUCUUCGCCGACGAGGUGCUGGGCUCCGGCCAGUUUGGAGUGGUGUACGGAGGUAAACACCGUAAAACAGGGCGGGACGUGGCGGUGAAGGUGAUUGACAAGCUGCGCUUUCCCACCAAGCAGGAGAGCCAGCUGAGGAACGAGGUGGCUAUCCUCCAGAGCCUGCGCCACCUGGGCAUCGUGAACCUGGAGAGCAUGUUCGAGACCCCCGAGAAGGUGUUCGUGGUGAUGGAGAAGCUCCACGGAGACAUGCUGGAGAUGAUCCUGUCCAGCGAGAAGGGCCGCCUGCCAGAGAGGCUCACCAAGUUCCUCAUCACACAGAUACUCGCCGCGCUGAGACAUCUUCACUUUAAGAACAUUGUUCACUGCGACCUCAAGCCCGAGAAUGUGUUGCUGGCUUCCGCUGAACCAUUUCCCCAGGUGAAGCUCUGUGACUUCGGCUUCGCCCGCAUCAUCGGGGAGAAGUCGUUCCGGCGCUCGGUGGUGGGGACCCCCGCCUACCUGGCCCCCGAGGUGCUGCUGAACCAGGGCUACAACCGCUCGCUGGACAUGUGGUCGGUGGGCGUCAUCAUGUACGUCAGCCUCAGCGGCACCUUCCCCUUCAACGAGGACGAGGACAUCAACGACCAAAUCCACAACGCCGCCUUCAUGUACCCGCCCAACCCCUGGAAGACCAUCUCCAGCGACGCGAUCGAUCUGAUCAACAACCUGCUGCAGGUGAAGAUGAGGAAACGCUACAGCGUGGACAAGAGCCUGAGCCACUCCUACCUGCAGGACUACCACACCUGGCUGGACCUGCGGGAGCUGGAGACCAAGCUGUGCGAGCGCUACAUCACCCACGAGAGCGACGACACCCGCUGGCAGCUGUUCGCCCGCGAGAACACCCUGCCCUACCCCGCCCACCUGGUGGCCGCGGCCCCCGCCGGGAUGGGCUCCGACGGCGAGGACGCAGAGGACGGCGACAUGCAGGGUCUGACCGAGAGGGUCAGCAUCCUCUGAGCGGGGGCACAGGUUCAGCUCCAGGGCCGUCGAGACCCGGACCCGUUGGUGGAGCUCUGGCCGGAGGAUGGGGUGAUGGGGGGGGGGGGCAGAGAGAUUAAAGGACAGGGGACAGACGGCCCUGAGGCGGAGUGUUCCCAGGCCCCCGCCAGAGGGCCCCUCCCGCCUCGCUCCUCGUCUGCAACAUGAACUCGCUGAACGCUGUCGUGGUUCCUCUGAUCACUUACGCUCCGCUCUGAGCGGGCUGGACCGACUGGAGUGGUGACGUCAGCCCCCGGCCCCCAGCCCCUGGCACCCAGCCCUGGCCCCGGCCCCCAGCCCCUGGCCCCC